Peronospora farinosa is the source of this 2265-nucleotide messenger RNA. The record is from the annotation of a GenBank genome assembly. Lineage: Eukaryota; Oomycota; Peronosporomycetes; Peronosporales; Peronosporaceae.
AUGUUAGCUCGUGUACUGAAAGAGAUGAAGCUGCCAUUCCCGGAUGACUUUUUCCCAGAAAUGACCGUAUCGACGCAGCUUUCCGAUGAUUUCCAUCGUACGGCGUCGCGACUAUUGAACCAGACGCUGGACGAUGAAAUGCCCGUGACUCGGUUCCAUCCAAGCCAGCAACCGGACCAAUGGAAGCUCAUUGGAGACCGCAAUGGUCUACAGCUCUACCGAGAAAGAGGGUUCAUCAAGGGCAACGCUGUCAAAGUGAACGUACUUGGUCAGAUGACUGGCACGUUGGAAGGCGUUCUCCUUGCACUCUACGCAUCGACCAACGAAGCUCUCAAGACUCAACGCUCCAUUAUGCACAGUGUCUAUCUGGAUGCAGCAGUGCUGCAUGUGAUAGAGAAGGACCCGUACAAUGAAGACGACACGAGUUUUUCGUACCGGUUUGAGGGACUCAAGUGGCUCGCGUGCGCUCCUACGGGCAAACUGAUGCAAAAGCGAGACUUGUGCUGGCACGAGCAACUUGGACGCACACAAGAUGCCAAUGGGGAUCAAGUGGGCUACUUAAUUAUGCAGUCCGUACGGGUGGACGAAUGUCCGUCUUUUGAAAAGCAGGGCCUGACACGAUCCACGGCCGCAGUGUGCUACAUUUUCCGUCCACUGCCAAAUAACCGCGUAGGAGUUUACAUGAAAGGACAACAUACAGUCGGAGGAAAGUCGAGAAGCUGGAGUGCAGACACUAUCAUGGCAGAGCUAUGGCUGGGAGUGGCGAGUGCACUGGAAUGUGCAAAAGCGAAACGACUGUCGAAACUUGUGAGUGGCAAGGAAAUGUUCAUUACCAGCACACAGAGUAAGACAUGCGAUAUCUGCGACACCAAGCUAAAGAUGCAUAAGUCAAAGCAGAACUGCAAGACCUGCGGCAAGAGUGUGUGCAACCGCUGUCGAAUGACCAAGAUGAUUUACCCGUCACGCAACACUGACAACUUUCCAUGCAGCUACUUCUUCUGUAAGCCAUGCUUGAGUGACGUGCAGGAAAAGCUCUAUGGACGCUCCGCUGCUCGGGUCAGCUUCCACUCUGAAGAUUCGUCAGGUCGGACUGGAUCCAACCGAUCUGGAUCACCGCGAUACGCGCGCGCUCCAUUGACAGGACGGCCAGCUCUCUCUACGAUAUCUUCGUUUUCUGACCCAGAUUCAGUGCAACGUCAGCGCGCGCCGUCGCAGGAUCGAUCUAGGCCAGCCACGAUGCCUUCCACUAGAAGAAGUGUGGAUCGCCUAUCAAGCCGAUGCAGCAAUAUUAGCAGCUACUCCAGUACACGAACUACUGUAUCGUCAUCCCCUUCAAUAUCUUUCUACAAAAAGCCAUCGAUGAUUCCGGGUUCUAGCUCCAAUGAAGCUCGAAACAUGGACGCAUACCAGCCAUCGACAGGCCGAUUUUUGGGUCUAUCAGGGGAGACUCAGACAGCUGCAGGCCCGCCCAGAGCGGAGCACACGACAAGCGAUUAUAUGCGCUGCAAUGUGCCAUCGAAAGCCUACGGUAACAGUCGUAGCCCGAAAGCACCACAGCGUGUGGUGCUUUCGGGUGACAAGUCGUCAAAUGGUAGCAGAUACAUGGGCAACCAGUCGGUGGACAGUACCUACGACGUCGAAGGAAACGGAGCAUAUUGCGGUCGCGGAUUAAUUAGCGAUGAUAGUGAAAUGAGCGAAGAAUCCUCGGACGAAGAGGUUCUGAGAGCCUACGGUAACACCCGUAGCUCAGGCCAGCACACUGUGGUGCUUCAACGCGACAUGUCAUCACAUGGUAGCAGAUACAUGGGCAACCAGUCGGUGGACUACAUUUACAACGCCGGAGGAAAUGGGGCAUAUCGCGGUCACGAUUUAAUUAGCGAUGAGAGUGAUAUGAGCGAAGAGUCCUCGGAUGAAGAGGAUGCAGAAGUCACAAGUCUUAGCAACCGAUGGAAACAGCACAUUACGGUCUAUGACGGUGAUGAAGGCGACGAGAUUGAGAUCCAUCGUUCUUCGGAAUUCGAAAAGGAGUGGUCGAAUGAACCUGAACAUGUAGACACGUUCGAGCAGGACAAGCUGAAAUAUAUCAAGCCCUUCCGCUCCAACGAUACAGCAGCCAGCUCAACAGUUCAUGGCACAACCUCUUCAAAUGGUUCGACGGAGCAGAAAAAUCUCAUGGAAAGACUCAUGCAGAUUAAUAUGGCGGCAGAAGCCACGUACCUGAUGACUAAGUACAACUCAAAUAUCCAGAGCAGUUCUUCACGAUAG